Molecule: messenger RNA, 703 nt
Organism: Guyanagaster necrorhizus
Lineage: Eukaryota; Fungi; Basidiomycota; Agaricomycetes; Agaricales; Physalacriaceae
Exons: 2
Coding region: 13-276 (87 amino acids)
Source: RefSeq, a predicted model, not a curated record
CUACCCAAGUAUAUGCGGCCGUCAACUGCAAGAUUGAUUCGUCUUGUUCCUCGGUCGUCCGUCGAGCUCACGCAGAGGUUCGUUCCCUCAUCCGCCGAGCGACCCCCGGAAGUCAAGCCGCCUGCCCUCAUCGACAUUCUCCUCGAGCGAAAAGCAAAAGCCGGCGAUAAUUGGCCCAGUAAUAUUCGCAUAGAGCCACCAAUAACAAAGCUGGCAUUGAAAGAUGUUCAGUCUGGGGUGAGGACACAAUUGAAGAAUCUCUUGAAAGAGCGGUAGAGAAGCUCUUACCAAACCAUCCGAUGCACCGACAGGACAAUGGUUAUUUUUGUGCUGAGCAUCAGUCCGGCGUCAUCCUUGCACUACGCACUCUAUCCUUUUGAUUACACACAGGGAAUGAACAUUAUACUGAUUCACUGGCAGGCAAGAUAUUGUGUCAACUACGUCUAUGAUGGUAAUCGCGAGUGAUCAUGAACGUGAGGCGUUCGCAGAAAGCAGGAUAAAAGAGCGGAUGUCAAUGAAUCUUGCAAUGAUUAGGCAAUAAAUAAUCAUGAGUAUCAGCAAAGAGAUGACGUUAUGCAACGGAAGCAAGUCCCAACCGGAAACGUCCUACACACGGGUAGACGUGUCUUCGUUAUGGGCUCCAGCAGAGGGAGGAUUCAGCGUGUUCAGCCGAGGGAGUCGAAUUUUUAGCGAAGACGUCCCU